AUGCGCUCGCCCUACUCCGCCAACGAAAUUAGGCACCUCUGCUUCACGCCGUCCGGCUCGCACCUUCUCGCGGCCGUAGGAAAGGGUGAUGCGAAGCUUGCGUUGGCCCUGUGGUCAGCCGACAAGGGUACGGCGAUGCCUCGAAACAACUCGGCGGUGGGGUAUUCGGGCUUGGAGGUGUGGGACUUUUGCGAUGCUGUGAAGAGCCAGCGGCUGCUCAAGCAAGACGACAUCAAAAUCCGGGCGCCCGUGGCGUGGAGUCCCGAUGGCACGAUGCUGCGCGGGCACAAGGGGGUAGAGGCUACAGUAGAGAGGCUGCUGAUGGGCCAUACGGAGGAGGUAACGCAACUGGCUUUCCUGCCACAUUGGGAGGGAGAUGGGAAGGCGCUGGUAAGCGCGGGGAAGGAUGGGUAUGUCAGGGUAACGAAUAUCGCGUCAAGGAAGACGCUGAAAAAGAUUAAGAUUGAGGCGAGAUCGCCCCCGAGUAUACUGAAGGUGUCGCUGGGUGGGAAGCUGGUAGUAACGGUGUGGGGAAGGAAGGUGGUGCUGUGGUGUCUGAACUCUGGGCGGGUGCAGAACUACAACCUGAACGUAGUGCGGCAGAGCGAGGGGUGGCCGCUCUGUGUCUCGCCAGAUUGCCGUUUCUUGGCUUGCCGGACUGAGGAAGGGUUCGACGUCAGCGAUGUAGCUACGGCGACUCGGCUGGCGGUUGGAGAUUACUGCGGGGAGGUCCAUAUGUUUGACAUUGUGAUAGCCUGA
This is a messenger RNA of Canariomyces notabilis, 759 nucleotides long. RefSeq lists its product as uncharacterized. Lineage: Eukaryota; Fungi; Ascomycota; Sordariomycetes; Sordariales; Chaetomiaceae. The transcript has 4 exons. The coding region runs from base 1 to 759 and encodes 252 amino acids. The record is from RefSeq and is a predicted model, not a curated record. Gene Ontology annotation, molecular function: protein binding.